Trachemys scripta elegans is the source of this 2988-nucleotide messenger RNA. RefSeq names its product ring finger protein 168 (gene RNF168). Gene Ontology annotation, molecular function: ubiquitin-protein transferase activity; metal ion binding; nucleosome binding. The transcript is spliced from 9 exons. Lineage: Eukaryota; Metazoa; Chordata; Testudines; Emydidae. Gene Ontology annotation, biological process: double-strand break repair; protein ubiquitination. Gene Ontology annotation, cellular component: nucleus; site of double-strand break. Bases 450 to 2303 code for a protein of 617 amino acids. The record is from RefSeq and is a predicted model, not a curated record.
AGGGUGGGCGGGUAGCGGCGGGAUCCGGAAGUGCGGAUCGCGCGCGCCUGACGUGAUGACGUCAGUUGGUUGACCCCCAGAGAGGGGUAAGAAUCCGUUGCGGUCGUGCAGCUUCGGGCUGAGGCGGGCGGUGGAGGGACAGGCAUGUCCUGAGCACUGGCUUUACAACUCCCAUUGGCUGGGAACUGUGGCCAAAGCUGCCUGCAGGUGGAGGCAGUGCGCACUGUGCAGCGCUCCCUGGCUGCCCCUAUGCCUAGUAGCCAAGGAACAUGUUACUGCUUCCGGGGAGCCUCCUAAGGGCCUGUGAAAUGUAUUUCAUGGUACUACUAGAGCAGACAGAAAAUGCUAUGAGGAAGGUAUGGGAUGGUCCAUAAAAGUAUCACAAAAUCAUAUUGGACAACAAAAGGUAUUGAUGCUGCAUUAACCUCCUUCUUUUGCUUGGAAUCAAAAUGUCAAAGAAAUCUGAGGCUCCUCUUUCCUUGACUGACUGUCUUUGCCAGAUCUGCAUGGACAUUUUUGUGGAGCCAGUGACCCUGCCAUGCAACCACACACUCUGUAACUCUUGUUUCCAGUUGACAGUAGAGAAGGCAAGUUUGUACUGCCCUUUUUGCCGCCGGUGGGUCUCUUCUUGGGCGCGAUAUAAUGCCCGCAAAAAUACUCUUAUCAAUUGGGAACUGUGGGAAAGGAUUCAAAAGAAUUACCCAGAAGAAUGCCAGCGCAGAGUUAAUGGACAGGAUCUGGAAGAGGACAUUUGUAUAUCCCAACCACUGCAUCAGCUAAGCAAGCCUGGGGAACUGAGACAGGAAUAUGAGGCAGAGAUUAGCAAGGCGAAGGCAGAGAGGUGGGCACACGAACAAGAGGAGAGCAAAGCAAGUGAGGAGUACAUUCAAAGGCUAUUAGCAGAGGAAGAAGAAGUGCACAGGCUGGCAGAAGAAAGGCAGAGAGAGAUGGAGGAACAGCUUAAACAAGAUGAAGAGCUGGCAUGGGAGCUGAGUAUCAAUUUGAACAAGUCUACUGAUGAACACAUGUUCAGCACUCCUUUACGUGCAAACAGUCGCACGUCUGGCCCAUCUCCAAUUAGUUCAUGCAAGACAAAAAACAAAUCAAGCAACUCUGGAGACAUCCAAAAGUAUCUAUCUCCAAAGCCACCUUGUGCCUCGGUACCAAUGUCGCUCUCUAAAAAAGCAGAGAAACGCAGGAAUAACUCCUUUUCUAUGGAAAAUAAUAACACUGAAGAUGACAUCUUAAUGUGGCAAGAAAAGGAUAGAGAGGAAAUGCCAACACUGUCUCCACAAACUUUCUCCACUGUUCAAGACAGAAAUGUUAAGGAUUCAUUUUUAGAAUCCUGUCUGACUUAUUUAAAUACCUCUCCUGUAGUGGGGUCUCAUCCCAUUGAGUGGGAAGGUCUGUCAGGAGCAAACUAUAAGGUAGAUAAAAUUACAAAUGCACUUCACAAUGUCACAAAACAGGAAAGGCCUGAUACUGGACUUUCUUCUUCCAGUGGAGAGUUAGCCAGAAGUGCCUUUGAAAAUGAUAACUCUACAUGUACAGAAAACAUAGACUCUGAAAAAUGUGCAGAAAUUAGCUCUUCUCUUCAGGAAGCAGUUGAUUCUGUGACAUCUGGCAAAUUAGAAAACAGGGAUGCAUCCCAUAAUCUCAUGGAAGUGGCUGCAAACUGCUCAGUUGAAGGAAAGAAACAAAAUGUGUUACAGAACAGUAAGGAGACACCAAAAAGAAAAUCUCAAGAAUCUCCAACUGAAUCAGCAGUUGAUGCAUGCUUGAUUGAUAAAAGGAGGAAAACUUUUCCAGAAACUUAUGAAGACCAAGAGGAGAAGGUAAAUGAUCUUAAUGUGCAAAUGCAUAUAGAUUUGGAGAAGCAGCUUUAUGAGAGGCGGAAGCAAGAGGAGCAAGACAGGCUCCUGGCUCUGCAACUUCAGAGAGAGAUAAACAGGGAGCAAAAGACAUUAAACCGAAAGAAAGGCUCUCCAGAUGAGUACCUUCUGCGUCCUAAAGCAUCUCCAUGUCUGGAGGAAUCUCCAACUGGGACAGGUAGUAAUAAGAUGGCAAGUGAGUCGACAUCUCCCAAGAGCCAGACUGAAACGAGUCAUCGGAAACCGCGAAGAAGCUCCCACAAUGAGAACUGGCAGCCUCCCAGCAACCUCCAGAUGAAAUUGCCGAGUGUCAGAGGAGGAAAAGUGUUGAACUGUGUCAACAGCUGUGACUCAAAGGAUAUCCAAUCACUGUUGACCAAGCAUAAGCAAAAGACAAUCCUUCAGAUGUUUAAGAGGUCUGUUUCAAAGUAAAAGAUCAGUAGAACUAUGAAGGCACAGUGGGGUGGAUGGGAAAUAAAGCAGUAUCCUUCCCUGUAUCAGAUAAAGCUUGUUGUAAACAGCUAGUUUUAAGUUGAUUGUAUUAAAGGAGGAUCAAUUUAGAGCAUAAAUGCACUCAGAAUUAUACAGUGCUAUUGAACCAAGGAGCCUCUAAUGCCUUUCUUUCCUCCAGACCUUAUCAGUUUUAGUUAAUUUCUUAACUAAAUACAGAACGAGUCUGUAUCUUCAAUUAUUUGCUCACUGCAGGGCUACAGCACUAGAGGCCUCCAUCAGCACAGCUGCUGUGCGUUAUGUUGAAGGAUUGGACUCUAACCUCACCAUGCUUGAUUAGUGUUGGCUGGUGAAGAUAUGACCGUUAACCAUGUCUAUUGUACUCUUUUCCUCUCACAGUUCUGUAAUAUAGAUUCCUAUUGAAAAUAUUGGCUAAAUUAGCAUUACUUUUUCUACAACAAUGUUGAAUUUCAUCAAAAGUAUAUAAUCUACAAAAUCACCAGACCGGAAAAGAGGUGGGGAGGGGGCGGGAAAAGUCAAGAUAAACAGACUAUAAUUUGGAGUAAGUUAUAAUUAAUGAAUCAACAAGUGUGAAUAAGGACUACGUUUAUUCCCAGUUUUGAGUUAGUUUGUCUGGUUAUAAGACUACCCUUUCUUUUUGUCAUCC